UUCGGUACAGCCUGAGCUAUUGCCAGUCAACAUGACUUGAGUCCAUGGAUACGACGGAGAGGAUCUAAAGGGAAGCUAUUGAUAAACUAUUUAUAGUUUAUGUAUUUGCACUUAUAACCUACUGGGGCUUGCUAUCCAUAUCCAGUCGUCAUUCGUUGGCGUUUUUCAUUAGAGUAAUAUAAGGGGGAUCAAGCAACACUGAGUUGUUACGCAACUCAUCCACGUGAAGACACCUGCCGUUCGUGACCAGGAAAGGGGUCGGAAGUGGCUAACAUAUUUAACUCAACCCUGGACGACGACACUCGGGAAUAUGACGACGAAUUAAACUUCUAAUUAGAUGAAAAAACUUUACGGGAUUAUCAACAAUCAUGAGAUAUUGUCAUUUAUAAAACGCUGCAGUUACUUUUCAGUUUUCGUUGAUAGUGUUGGACCAUGUCCGUAAACGAGUUAUAUUCAAAGUACACUCGGGUGUGGAUCCCAGACCCAGAGGAUGUAUGGAGAGCUGCAGAGAUCAUCAAGGACUACAAGGAAGGAGAGCCAAUCCUGCACCUCAAACUUGAAGAUGAAUCGCCGUUGGAAUACCGCAUCGGACCCAAAGACAACCCUCUUCCCUUCCUGCGGAACCCUGAUAUCCUGGUGGGGGAGAAUGACCUCACAGCGCUCAGCUACCUUCACGAGCCUGCUGUCCUGCACAACCUCAAAGUGCGCUUUCUCGAGCCCAACCACAUCUACACAUACUGUGGUAUCGUACUGGUGGCCAUCAACCCCUACGACCAGCUUCAGAUCUAUGGAGAGGAGGUCAUCAAUGCCUACAGUGGGCAGAACAUGGGAGACAUGGACCCACACAUCUUUGCUGUUGCUGAGGAGGCAUACAAGCAGAUGGCCAGAGAUGAGAGGAACCAAUCCAUCAUAGUAAGUGGGGAGUCUGGGGCAGGGAAGACCGUCUCUGCUAAGUAUGCCAUGCGGUUCUUCGCCACUGUGGGAGGGUCGGCCAACGACACCAACGUUGAGGAGAAGGUGCUGGCCUCCAGCCCCAUCAUGGAGGCUAUUGGAAAUGCGAAAACCACGCGCAAUGACAACAGCAGUCGUUUUGGGAAGUACAUCCAGAUUGGUUUUGACAGGCGUUAUCACAUAAUAGGUGCCAACAUGCGCACGUAUCUGCUGGAGAAGUCUAGGGUGGUGUUCCAGGCUGAGGAUGAGAGGAAUUACCACAUCUUCUACCAGUUGUGUGCCUCUGCUAGCUUCCCGGAGUUCAAAGACCUAGCCUUGACCAGUGCGGAAGACUUCAUCUUCACAUCGCAAGGAGAGAACAUCUUCAUUGAGGGGGUGAAUGAUGCCGAGGACUUCAAGAAGACGAAAGAAGCCUUUACACUACUGGGUGUUAAGGAGAGCAAUCAAAGCAGCAUCUUCAGAAUCAUAGCUUCCAUUCUGCAUCUGGGGAACGUGGAGAUCUGCUCGGAGAGAGACGGAGACUCCUGCCACAUAUCAAGGAACGACCCUCACUUGACGCACUUUUGCCGGUUGCUGGGGGUGGAGCUGGAGCAGAUGGAACACUGGCUUUGUCACAGGAAGCUGGUCACCACGUCAGAGACCUACGUCAAGAACAUGUCCCGCAAACAGGCGGCUAAUGCCCGCGACGCGCUCGCCAAACACAUCUACGCCCACAUGUUUGACUGGAUCGUGGAGCACGUCAACAGGUCCCUGCACACCUCCUCCAAACAACACUCCUUCAUCGGUGUUCUGGACAUCUACGGAUUUGAGACCUUUGAGAUAAACAGCUUCGAGCAGUUCUGCAUCAACUACGCCAAUGAGAAACUGCAGCAGCAGUUCAACCAACAUGUGUUCAAGCUGGAGCAGGAGGAGUACAUGAAGGAGCAGAUCCCCUGGACGCUCAUCGACUUCUAUGACAACCAGCCGUGUAUCGACCUCAUCGAGGCCAAGCUGGGCAUUCUGGACCUGCUGGAUGAGGAGUGCAAGGUACCCAAAGGGACAGAUCAGAACUGGUGCCAGAAGCUGUACGAUCGCCUUUCAAGCAGUGUCCAUUUCCAGAAACCACGGAUGUCCAACAUAUCUUUCAUUAUCAUUCACUUUGCUGAUAAGGUUGAGUACCAGUGUGAGGGCUUCCUGGAGAAGAACAGAGACACCGUCUACGAGGAACACAUCAACAUUCUGAAGGCCAGCAAGUUUCAGCUCGUGGCGGAUCUGUUCCAGGACACUAAUAAAGACGGAAGCAGCUCCACGUCUUCUUCCAGCAAGUCCUCCAGGAUCAACGUGCGCUCAGCCAAACCGACACCUAAAGUCCCCAACAAGGAACACAGGAAAACCGUGGGCCACCAGUUCCGCAGCUCCCUGCAGCUUCUCAUGGAGACCCUGAAUGCCACCACCCCCCACUAUGUGCGUUGCAUCAAGCCUAAUGAUGAGAAGGAGGCAUUCUCGUUUGACUCCAGGAGAGCUGUGCAGCAACUGAGGGCAUGUGGAGUCCUGGAGACCAUCCGCAUCAGUGCUGCUGGGUACCCAUCAAGGUGGACGUACCCAGACUUCUUCAACAGAUACAGAGUCCUCAUGAAGAAGUCAGAUAUGACCGUAGGAGACAAGAAACUGGUGUGUAGGAACCUACUAGAGACCCUGGUCAAGGACCCAGACAAGUUCCAGUUUGGUAAGACCAAGAUCUUCUUUCGGGCGGGCCAAGUGGCCUACCUGGAGAAGCUGAGGGCAGACAAGUUCCGCUCCGCCUGCAUCAAGAUCCAGAAGACAGUGCGACGCUGGCUACAGAUGGUCCGCUACAAGAAGAUACGCAAGUCUGCCAUCACCUUGCAGAGAUUUGGCCGCGGUUACAUGGCCCGCAGGUAUGCAGAGCGGCUGCGUCUAACCCGCGCUGCUGUUAUCUGUCAGAAGCAGUAUCGUAUGGUCCGAGAGCGGACGGCCUAUCUGAGGGUGAGACAGGCUGUUGUCACCAUCCAGGCCUUUACCAGGGGCAUGUUCACCCGCAGGAUCUUCCAGGAGUUCCUUCUGCAUCACAAAGCCAUGAUCAUCCAGAAGCAUGUCCGAGGCUGGCUCACCAGGAGGAAGUUCAAGUUGGCACGGAACGCCGCCAUCACCAUCCAGUGUGCCUACCGCCGCAUGCGAGCCAAGCGGGAGCUGAAACAGCUGAAGAUUGAGGCGAGGUCCGCUCAACAUCUGAAGAAGCUCAACACGGGCAUGGAGAACAAGAUCGUCCAACUGCAGAGGAAGAUGGAUGACCAGACCAAAGAUCUGAAGACUCAGAAUGAGCAACUGGUGGUGGCCAAAACCUCCCUGGGCUCAGAGGUGAACAAGCUGCAGAAGGAGCUGGAGACCAUGCGCAGUCGCCAGGGAGACGGUAGUCAGCUGACCUCUAUGAAGGAUGAGCUGGAGAAGCUGAGGGCGGAGCUCCAGGAAGCACAUGCCCACAGGAAGAAGCUGGAGGAGGAGCACAGCAACGAGAAGAUGAGAUUUGAACAGAGAGUGGAGGAGUUGGAGAGGGAGAAUUCCCUGCUGAAGAGUGAAAAGGAGAAGAUGAACCAAAGGAUUCUGCACCACUCCAAGAGCACAGAAGACCAGGAGAGCAGUGCAUCCCAGAGUGUGGGUCGGGUCCAGGCAGAGCUGGAUGAGGAGAGGCAGCGCUAUCAGAACCUGCUCAGGGAAUUCUCACGACUGGAGCAGAGAUAUGACAACCUACAGGAGGCCAAGUUUCAGCCUGGCCACAGGAGGAACAAUUCUAACCAGAGCAGCCUGGAGUCUGACUCCAAUUAUCCCUCCAUUUCUACCUCCGAGGUGGGAGACACUGACGAUGCCAUCCAACUCGUAGAGGAGAUGGGAGUGGAGAAGGCAGCAAUGGACAUCGGUGUGUUCAUGAAGCUGCAGAAGCGUGUUAGGGAGCUGGAACAGGAGAGGAAGAGACUGCAAGUCAACCUGGAAAAGAUGGAGGACCACUCUAAGCGCAAGGGCAUUGAGCCAAAGACGACAUCAGAGCAAGAGAAUGCGGAUCUGGCCUACAACAGUCUCAAGAGACAGGAGCUGGAAUCUGAGAACAAGAAGCUGAAGAAUGACCUGAACGAGCUGAGGAAGGCCAUCGCUGACCGCGCCUCCAAGAACAGCUCCUCCAAUGAGCUUCAGGAUGGCUACAACCUGUUGCUGGGUCAGCUCAAGGCAGCCAAUGAGGAGCUGGAUGUGCGCAAGGAGGAGGUCCUUAUCCUCAGGAGUCAGAUUGUCACCGCAGCCCAGCAGAAAGAGAAGGACACAACCAAUCACAUUGAAACCAAUAACUUGCCUGAAUGGACCAACAGCAAGAAGCCCAUAGACAAGGAGGAGGCUCUGAGGUCCUAUCAUGGACUCUGUGAGUCUAAGAAGCUGUUGGAGGCCCAGCUCCAGUCUCAGGCCAGGAAGCACGAGGAUGAGCUGGAGGCGUUCCGCACCCAGAUUGAGCUGCUAAGGGACGACAUAGAGAAGAAGCAGGAGAUGCUAAACCACACCAUGUCUCUGUCCCCUGAGGCCCAGGUGGAGUACAGCGUCCAGCAGGAGAUCACCCGCCUCACCAACGACAACCUGGACUUAAAAGAGCUUGUGGAGAAAUUGGAGAAGAACGAGAGGAAGCUGAAGAAGCAGCUGAGGAUCUACAUGAAGAAAGUACAGGAGCUGGAAGUGUCCGUGACUGCAGCAGCAUCCCAGUCCACCACGGCCAAACCAGAGAUGACCCGUCAGGUGACUGUCCAGCGCAGAGAGAAGGACUUUGAGGGCAUGCUGGAGUACUACAAAGAGGACGAGGCCCUGCUGGUCAAAACGCUCAUCACCGACAUGAAGCCCCACGCUGUAUCAGCAACAGUGCCCUGCCUACCUGCCUACAUCCUCUUCAUGUGCAUCCGCCAUGCGGACUACAUCAACGAUGACCAGAAGGUCCACUCUCUGCUCACCUCCACCAUCAACGCCAUUAAGAAGGUCCUCAAGAAAAACAACGAUGACUUUGAGAUGACCUCCUUCUGGCUGGCCAACACGAGCCGUCUGCUGCACUGUCUCAAGCAGUACAGUGGAGAUGAGGCGUUUAUGACUCAGAACACGGCCAAGCAGAAUGAGCACUGUCUGAAGAACUUUGACCUGGCAGAGUACCGCCAGGUGCUGAGUGACCUCUCCAUCCAGAUCUACCAGCAGCUCGUCAAGGUGGCAGAGCAUGUGAUGCAGCCCAUGAUCGUAUCGGCCAUGUUGGAGAGUGAGUCUAUCCCCAGCCUUGCGGGAGUGAAGCCCAUGGGUUACAGGAACCGCUCCUCCAGCAUGGAUAAGGACGAGGAGGGCCCAGGGAGCUACACCCUGGAGGCCCUGAUCAGACAGCUGGGCCAGUUCCACGGGGUGAUGGGCGAGCACGGCCUCGACCCAGAGAUAGCAGGCCAGGUGAUCCGGCAGCUGUUCUACAGCAUCAACGCUGUCACCCUCAACAACCUGCUGCUCAGGAAAGACGUCUGCUCCUGGAGCACUGGCAUGCAGCUCCGGUACAACAUCAGUCAGAUGGAGGAGUGGCUUCGGGGGAAGAACCUCCACCAGAGCGGGGCCGUGAUUAACAUGGAGCCCGUCAUCCAGGCCGCCCAGCUGCUUCAGGUCAAGAAGAAGACGUCCCAGGACGCCGAGGCCAUCUGCUCACUGUGUACCGCUCUCACCAUGCAACAGAUUGUGAAAAUCCUCAACCUCUACACCCCGCUCAACGAGUUUGAGGAAAGAGUCACUGUGUCCUUCAUCAGAAACAUCCAGAAUCGUCUGCAGGGGAGGAACGAUGUCCCAAUGCUCCUGGUGGACACCAAGCACACCUUCCCUGUCCUGUUCCCCUAUACCCCCUCAGCCCUUAGCCUGGAGACCCUUCACAUCCCUGCCAACCUCAGCCUACACUUCCUCACUCGAGUCUGAGGCUUCAGCGAGGCCUACCACAGGCCUGGUUCUUAGCAAGGAGAAGCAGAGCCCCACGGAGCUCCCUCUAACCUGGGCAGCUUUCAGUUGCUCUGCUAAACAGCAGAGGGCGCCAAGUCUACAGCACUCAAUGGAAGGCAAAAGAACCUUCCAGCUGACCAACAAUGGAUGCUGUCAAGAUUCUGCCUGUGUAAAUCCAGCAGAAUGUGUCAAGUCAUUCUUUAUAGGUGUCCACAACUGCUUCCUCUAUUUGGCGUCUUCUACAGUUGGGCUAUUGAGAUGCUGUGCUUCGUCAGUUCUGUCCCAUACAGUCAAAUUUAUUUUCAUUCGCUGUAAGUCGUCUCUCUAUGGUAAGCCGACUGUAAAUACAUUCCUCUUAAAGAUGAAUUGAAUCUGUGUAAAUGUGUGCUCUCACUUCCAUUGACACGGUAUUGAUUCCCAGUUAGCCACUCCGCCAAGCAUUCAGUGUCCUGUUUUAUUUAUUGUACAGUGGGCAGUGGUCUACCGUGUCAGUCUGGCUUCCUCAUGAUGAGUUAAUUGUAGCCUCACUCGUCUCUACACCCUGUCAAUGGACAGCAGAUCAGACUUGGGAGCAGCCCUGCAUUGCAGUGGCUCUGUUUGUGACUCAGUCUACACGCAGCACUGUGGCUCUGCUGCUCUCGAUCCUUCCUCUGCCUUGAGGAAUCCUCAGUCUUCAGAGCCCUUCUCUCACUGAGGCUCGAGUUUUGAUCUUAUAUAAGAGCCAUAUCUCUUUGGUGUUCAGAUCAGAGCACACCGUCACACUAUCUCCUACUACACGCUAUGGUCCAGGAAGUCUGAAGCGCUCAACAAAUCUCUGAGAGAUUAGUUGUUGUUUUUACGCUGAAUUCAAUUCAAAUGAAUUGAACCCGUAUCAUUUCCGAAUCAGGAGAAGUGAAGGCAAGCUUUAUGUAAGUGAGGAGUUGGUAAGUGGGGUAGAUCCAUGUGUUUGUGAAGACUAGGGUUGAGUAGAGAUGGGCGAGGGAGCACUUGAAAAUGAGACUGGAGAGUCUCCUGUGCAGAGUAAGGAAAUAGCCAUUCCUGCAGGACAGACUUAGCCUGGUUUCAAAUCUGUUUGUGCGGUCUUGCCAACUCCUGCAUGGCAUGACAAUGACUGGCAGGAGUUGGCAAGACUGCACAAACAGAUCUGGGGCCAUGCUAGUUCUGCUGCAGGACAGAGGGAUUAACCCUUUACACUUGUGGGAAUUGGCAUAUGGAUAGGGCUAAAUUGAAAUGUUUCUCACAGAAUACAUAAGGAAAGCAUAUGCAUAAGCAUGGUAACAAUUGAAAGGGAACCGUUUGGAUAUUGUGGGGAAAUUAUUAGACCAAAAUUGAAGACACAACCUGACACACUCAGACUGAAUCCAAACAUUACACUGUUGAUUGGAUGUGCAUUUUACAUUUACUGUACAUUUUGCCGCAUUUGUUGAUAAUGAAAUCCUGAAAAUACUCAGGAUACAUUCAGUAACAUGAGAAUAUUCCCUGGAAAAUGUGGGGUAGGUGCAACAUAAUACCAAAACAACGACACUCAAACCGAGUGAGAGGACUAACUGGUUUCCCUCACUCGGACAACGAAACGUUUUGCUAAAGUUUCCCAAUUAGCAGGAGGGAUGGGGUUGACUUCUUGUUGCAUGCGGUGGUCAAGUUCAGAACUGCUGUCAGUCAAAAUCCUACAGAGCUGUGAAGCGCAGAGCCAGAGCUCUGAUGUAAUGUAUAGCAUGCUACUGUACAUCCACUGCAUUCCAAUUUAGGCGCUUAUCAGUGCCCAAAUCUGCCAUUUAUACAGCUCCGCAUACUGGUACGAGUGUAAAGGGUUAAAGGUUAAGUGGAAGUGAGAGAUUGUUCAUUAGUAAGUGAAACGGGAGGAAAUCAGAAGUGACAUUGGAUGGGAACGAGAAGAGCCACACAGCUAUCAAAGACUACUGAUGAGAGAGGAAGAAUGAAUCCUGACUUCCAAUGAUGACUACAUUUUGAGCCCAAGUAAUCGAAAGCGGCAUUUGUCUGAUUUGUUGUCGUUUCCUUGGACUCCUGCCACAGUUGUGAAGCAAAGAGCACGUGGAAGGUCAACGUAACUUCAUGACGAUACAUGGAGAGCACUGUAUCUCAAAGUUAAGACUGCGAGCGUAUCAGCUCCAUGAAACUGAAGUAAUAAAUAACAGAUCGUGUCUGCAACUCCACUGUUUCCGCACCGGCUAUUCCUAUUGGAUAGAAAACACAUACUGUUGUUGGGCCUCUGAAGUUUUAAGCUCGUCUUCAAAUCACGUUCAGAGAUAUCAGAGCAGCUUUUACUAGAACAAAGCCUGUGUGGGGAAAGGUCUCUAGCUACUAAUGAUGCCACUAACAUGUACAGGACCAUCUUUAAUUCACCUUGUGCUUGUAUUUUGUUUGGAAUAUGUUCAUGUGUUUAUUUUUAGUUCUUUUUUAUUACUGUUGAGAGUUAAUGGUAAAGGGAGCAGGCUUUUUCUAACACUACUACUCGCUCAUUUUGAGUGUCAUUCCUAUUUCCGUUGUAUGUUUUGUAGUGUGGUUAUAUAACUUGGUCUUCUGUCGAUUUUUGUGCCAUUAUAGCAGAGUUUCAGAUGCAGGUUCCUAUAACAUCCUUUCUGCUACUCUCACUUGUAAAGAACUUGAUAUUGCUUAUGUUAAGACUGGAAGUUCAGUAUUUUUCACUGCAUUCCUCUUUAUGUCAUAACUUACGAUUAUAUCAUGAGGCUAUACACAGAAUAACAUAUUUCACAGGGGCCACAUCCCCAGAGAGGCCUUCAGUCUAUGGGCCCUGUGUGCCAAAAUAACAGUUAGAAAACACAAACAAUGCAUACAUUUAACAAUGUCGUAAUGUUCAUCGAUAUAAAAAUAGAGUCGCACACUCUAUAUAUAAACUCCCAGUAAUUUAUUGGGUAAAAUCAUUGAUGAAAUUGAAUUGGAGUCGAGGCCCUGGUGUGUGAUUAGAGUAUGGAUGCCAGCGUUCAUACAUUGAUUGAUGUGUUGUCCUUAAUUGAAGCUCUUUCUAAAGCAGUGGUCUUGUCCUAAAGUUGAAUCUUGAUGUGGACUUUAUAGAAGUGUGUUUGUUUGUAUGCAGAUUAGUACAUGUUGCACAGUAUGAAUUUGGUGACAUGGACACAUUUAUUCUGCCAACAUCUCAUUGAAUGAUCAAGGAUUGUGAAUUAUUUUAGAUGAAGCAUUGAAAGCCCACAAUGAUCUGGUUUUGUGGAUGAGUAAAUGAUACGCAAAUGCAUAUGACAAUGUUUUGUAUGGUCAGGGUGAUGUACGGUUUUCCAUCUUAUAUCUGUACAAUUAGGAAAUGUAUUUAGUCAUUGGGGAGGAAUUAAAAUAGUGUAUUGACUCAGUUUGAACAAAAUGUAACCUCACAAUCUUUCUUUGAAAAAAAUGUUGUAAAAAUGAAAUAAAAUGUUCAAUUUAUA
Oncorhynchus gorbuscha (pink salmon) is the source of this 9347-nucleotide messenger RNA. RefSeq names its product unconventional myosin-Vb-like. NCBI's taxonomy places the organism in Eukaryota, Metazoa, Chordata, Actinopteri, Salmoniformes, Salmonidae. The record is from RefSeq and is a predicted model, not a curated record. Gene Ontology annotation, molecular function: ATP binding; actin filament binding; microfilament motor activity. Gene Ontology annotation, cellular component: myosin complex; actin cytoskeleton; vesicle. The transcript has 39 exons. Gene Ontology annotation, biological process: actin filament organization; vesicle transport along actin filament. Bases 433 to 5907 code for a protein of 1824 amino acids.